AUGGCGAUGUCGAGUGCUCAAAGAUACGAGCCCAAGGUCCGAUCACAAUGCCCGUCACAGCAGUUGCAAAAGGCCUCACCGUCGGUUAACUUCUCCGAGGAGUCGUCGGCCUGGGUGAUGUCGAGGGUGCUCAGGUUUCGGGCCCAUGUCCGAUCUCACAGCCCGCCAAGGCAAUGGGAAAGGACUCACCGUCAUGACUUCUCAAGGAGGCCCGGAGGCAGUCCCCCAGACAGCCGGGCAAUUAAGACCAGCGCCCAGGUUAAGAGUCGUCGACUCAGUCCCAAGUCCACUGCCCGCGAGAGCAAUGAAGAUGGGCUCACCAUCGGUGACUCCCCAAAGAGGACCCUAGGGCCGUCCCCCAGGCAGCCGGGCAAUAAAGACCAGCCGCCCAGGCUAAGAGGUGUCGGCUUAGGUGAUGUCGAGGAACUGACCAGGACGGUUACCACGACCCGCGAGGGCCAUGGAGAUCGUCACACCCUGGAUGACAAGCUCACAGAGGCCCCGAGAGGCGUCCCCCGGGCAGCCAGGUCAAUAAAGACCAGCCGUCCAGGUUAA
Messenger RNA from Gaeumannomyces tritici R3-111a-1, 555 nucleotides. RefSeq lists its product as hypothetical. The coding region runs from base 1 to 555 and encodes 184 amino acids. NCBI's taxonomy places the organism in Eukaryota, Fungi, Ascomycota, Sordariomycetes, Magnaporthales, Magnaporthaceae. The transcript has 2 exons. The record is from RefSeq and is a predicted model, not a curated record.